Molecule: messenger RNA, 972 nt
Organism: Tarenaya hassleriana
Lineage: Eukaryota; Viridiplantae; Streptophyta; Magnoliopsida; Brassicales; Cleomaceae
Product: putative F-box protein At3g16210
Exons: 1
Coding region: 1-972 (323 amino acids)
Molecular function (GO): protein binding
Source: RefSeq, a predicted model, not a curated record
AUGUCGAGUGAAGGUUCUCAAUUCGUAUCAUUGGACAAAGAUGGUUUGCAUUUGCUCGACGUCCAAGAAAAGAAGUCGGUUAAGCUCGGUUUACCCUUCGCAUUACCGGACAAAACCGAACCGGUUUGCGUCCUUCAUUGCAAUGGAAUGUUGUGUCUCACUCUGGAAUAUAGCAACUCCCGUUUCACCAAAAAACAAGAUAACUCCUUGGUGAUUCUGAACCCGGCUACUAACCGAUUCAAGUUCAUACCGGUCGUUAAACCGGGUCAGAGAUCAGACGUUUUCGGGUUCGGUUACGAUAAAUUCUCCGAUGACUACAAGAUCGUGACGAUCAUAGAGGGAAGGACUUACAUCUUCAAGUUCAAAUCCAAUUGUUGGGAAGAGAGCAAACCGGUUCCUUCUCAUGAUUUCGUUUUCAAAUACCGAGCCGGCGGUACGGUCGUGGACAACAACAUGUACUGGAUUGCUUACCGGUCAGACAAGAAAGAAAACUCGAUCUUGUCCUUUGAUUUCACCAAGGAAGAAUUCCAAGAACAAACCCUUCCAAUAAACUCGAGGUGGAAAAUCAAUUCCUGGCUAGGGGUUUUAAGAGGAGAAGUAUGCGUCAUCGAUCAUUACCCCGAUUUGGCCGACGAUAUCAGCGUAUAUGCCCCUCAGAGGAGCGGCCCGAAGAUCGUGAGAUGGGACAGUUCUGUUUGGGUCCGAACGAGAAAGGCACUUUCCUUACGAGGGCCGAUCAAGAUUGCGGCUGCUUGCGUCACGGGGGGCGGCGAACUCGUGAUAACCCUAACUGGUUAUAAAGGCCAUGAUAGAUAUGGAGACAAGAUGUUGGUCUACGAGGCGAAAGACGAGAAAUUUAGGGAAAUUCGAUUUGAAAAUACUUCUUUGAGAGGGGUUAGAUGCAUGUGUGAAUAUGCGAAGAGCUCGAGCUUCGUUUCGGUUUCGGUUGAUAAACCUAAGACUAAGUGCUGA